UUCUCUUUCUUUUUUCUCUCUUCUGCUUUAUGUUUUCCCCCCCUUAAUGCUUCAGUCUAGGACCUUUUCAUGAGAUCUGAACUGGCAUCAUUACUGAUAUUGCUAUAAAUUGGAUCUCUAAUCCUUAAAGGCGCAUGCAUAAGGUUGGUUUUGAGCACAUGUUUGAAAGUUUAUAGCUCUGGUUAACUGAUGUGUUCAUUCAUUUGGGAUGUAAUUAAUAUGACUUAUCAAUGUUUCCUGAUUAUGGAUGAUGUGCAGCCUCAUCUUUUAUAUCCCUUUUGCUAAUUAUGGAUUCCAGUGCUGAAAACCUAGCACGAACCAAUUAAGCAGUGCAGAGAAGGAGAUUUUUAAUCAUUGUGAUUUGCAGGUUAUAAAAUAUUCCCCAGUAGAUUCUCACCUGUAAUUUCCAUUCUGUGACUAGGAAAACUGAGAGAUAUGCCACUGCCUAAAGCCAAUGGGAGGUUAAAAAACAGAUUUGAACUCUUCUUUGCAGUAGAAGACCAAUGUUGAUGCAAUGAUGCAAGACCAAUGUAAUUAAUUAUUACCACAUGUACACUUUAUGUUAUUUACAAACUUGCCAGAAUCUUCACUUUUUUUGUGAGAAUUACAGUUUAUAAACAAAAAUUAGCUGAUGUCCUGUAACUUUUCUGAUAAAUAUAUACUUGACCCUAUGAUAAAAUUUUAUCAUCAUGGUCUUGCUUAUAUGUACUUCCAUUCCAAUUUAAAUGUCACCUGUACUGUUGGUUUGUUUGUAAAACUAUCAGUAGUAUUUUCCAAUGGAAUUGAAGUAGAUUUACCAGAGAGUGAUAUUUUUAUUGGGUUGUUAUUAUUUUUAUUAAUCACGGGGGGAAAAAAAAUUGAAUAUUGCAGUGCUGCAGAAAAAAAUUAUAAUGGUUAACUAUUCCAAACCAAAGUAAUAUAUUCUUAAAACAAAUGGUAAUGUUUCUAGUUAAGAGAUGUAUUUACAUAAUCUUUUGCAAAACACUGCUAAUUUUUGCUUCAUAUCUCUUUCAAAUUGAGAAAUUUUGUAUAAAUCAAACUUGUAGCUAAUAGGAAUAUGUUUUGGGUAACUGAAUUCUAAAUUGUUCUGAUGCUUGCUUAGAGAAAUAUGGUUUCACUGUAUUUAAAAGUGGUUGAACUCAAAGCUGUUUCAAAAAAAAAAAUCCUUUUUUUCUAGGAGAACAGCUUUAGAGGUAUUCACUUGCUAGAAUUAAACUACAUUUGUUAUUUCUGUGAAGCAGAACUUAAACUUUUAACCUCUGAUGCAUGGCCCUUGGGAUUCACAGAACCUGAUGGAAGAGUUAAGUUGUUCUCUUCAAAUGCAGAUUUGUAUUGUGUCUCAAGGCCAAAUGAGACCUAACCUGCAGGAAGAUACGAGAUGCAUAUGUGUCACAAGUUUUGAGAAAAAUGGGUUUGAAUUAAAGGCAUUAUUUUUGUUAUAGGAAAAACAAUAAACAUGCUUAAAAAGCAAAAAAGAUAACUGAGAGAUAGUAGAAAUUUGUUGGGAUUACAGAGGUAGGAUGUUGAUAUAUGGUCAUUCAUGCUCACAUGUGACUAAUGCCUUCUCAAAAAGUAUGGGAUAAAUUAUUGGUAGCCUAUGCUUUUCAAGAGUCUGAAGUUCUUUCCUACCACAGCUCAUUCACAAUUUUGCCCCUGCUCUAAUUCCAUGUGAAAAAUUUUACUUCUGUUUCCUUUUAAAAUAUUGAUACUUCAUCCACCUUGUUCCCCCACAGUUUAUUGCCAUAAUCUGUUGAUCUGGGAUGGAUUUAUAUCUUUGCAAGAACAGGGUCUGUGGUUGCAUAGCUUCAUGACAGUAUCCCCAACAGUUCUAUGAAAAUAUAUGGUGGAUAACUUUUUGAACUGCUGAUUCACAUAAAUGAUGUGUUGCUAAGUAUUAUUUAGUAAGAAUGUUUAUAAAUCUUAUUAAAUUUAAUAAGCAGUAAACUGAAAGGGAGAAGGCACAAGAGACUGCUUUGAUCUCAGGCUGGAAAGGAAGCAAAUCUUGGUGCUCUGAAGAACGUAAAGUGAGUAAAUGAAAAAAAGGUCCAUGUGCAACCAGAUGGAAGUUCUUCAAGACUUAAUCUGUGUUCAUCACUUUUUCUCUAUAGUUACUGAUUUCAAUGUUUACAUUUCUAGGUAUAUUCCACAGUCUAGAAACAUCAGAGUAUAAGAUCUCCUACACAAGGGUGAGGCAGAACUGGAUACAAUACCCCAGAAGUGGUCUCACCAGUGCUGAGGAGAAGGGAAGGAUCUCCUACUUUCACGUGCUGGAAACAAGAAGGCAGCCAAACCCACAUCUCUCAGGUGAGAAACCAGGACCAGAGCAAGACGAGGUUAAGCUGCAGAAUGCCAGCAAGCAGAUAGUGCAGACUGCUAUCCUCCAAGCUGUGCAGCAAGUUUCUCGGGAGAACCAACAAAAGGAGAAGCGAACAAACAGCAGCAUGAGCUUCCAGCUAGAAAGAGGAAAGUUAACCAAGAAGCAUGAAAAAAGUAAAGGAGCAGCUCGUUUGUAUUGAUCCUCCCGUCUGCCGUGAUUUCAGCUUUCUCUUUAGUAUCAGCUGUACUGCUAGCGCCAUGUUACUGUUGUGAAGCAAACCAAAGUAUAAUCAACACCUAGACAUAGAGUAAAGCUGCAAUAGUCCUCGGCUGAAAAAUAUUAAGUGCAUUAGAUGACUAACUCCAUAUUUAUGCAGUGCCUCAUAAAAGAAACAAUAACCAUAGUUGUAAAGGUAGUUUCAAGCACAAGGUCUUAUGGUAUGGACGUAUUUUCCAAAGCUUGUUGUCAGUGCACUUCCCUGUCAGUUCUACGUGCAAUGUUGCUGCCAGGCCAGCUGGCCAGACUCUGUCUUACCGGGUUCACUGAAGCUGUCUUCACAGAAGAAACAGUUUACUAUUGAGUGUAGCAGAAUGCUCUCAGGCUGCUUUGAGAUAUGAGAUUGUCAUUUGUUUUGAUUAGCCAUGGAUUAACCAUGGAUGUGUAAAAUGGAUGUGGAGAGUUUCAAGAACCAUUCUCUUUUUUUUUCAUCCUGGAAAAAGAAAAGCAUCCACUAUGACUUUGCAGCAACUAUGAUCUAUGACUGUGAUCAUAGAUGUGUGAUCUUUGUCUCUUUUUGUAAGAAGUUAAAAUAAGUACUGAAGUUUUGGUCCACCUAUUUGAAGUACCUUCUGAACUUCUGUACAAAAAUCACUUGUGCCUCAACCACUCCUUUUAAUUUUCUUGAUGUUGAAAGAAGAGAAACAGAUGUGCUGAUAUGGAGUUGCUAGCUAGUUUUGAAAGUUUGCUGUGACUUGAUUUACAGAAAUGAAUACUGAAGUGGCUUCACGAAAAAAGAUUUUGACUUUAUUAAUAUUUGAAGGAUGGAAAUAAACUGUGUCUGAAUUCUCUCAUGGUAGAGGUUUCUCAUCUGCUGGGCAUAAAGUGACUUUAGAUAUUUGCAAUUGUCACAUAGAUUGACCUAAGAUAGCGCUGCUUUAAGCUGGGUAAUGCAGAACUUAUCCUUUAACUACUCUAUAUAGCAGAAGAAAUCCAUUAUAUUUCUGAAAAUACACAUUAAAUAAAUGUAUCUUUGACUUUUAUGCUCCCUUACUGUAAUGACGAUUGCACUAUUCCACAGCUUAAAUGAAUAAUAGUUAUUUCAUUCUGGAAAUGGCUUGCAGCUCUACUUCAUCUGAAUUCUUGUAGUAAUAUACCUAGAAAUAUAUUAGAAGCAGAUACAAAGAAUCUGCAAAGUAAGAUACAAACUUUCAUAAUUGCUUUUCUACUCAGCAAGAUGUGUCUCAUCUCAUAGUGACUUUCUGAUUUAAGUAAUUGGCUAUUACUUACUACGUUCUACUACCUGUGUUAAUCAAUUUUCUCAUGGCUAGGGGCUUAGUCACAAAUAGCCACAUACUGUAAUAUUAAGCCUCCUAAAUUUGCUUGUGUAGUGGAAAUGCUAAGUCACAGCUUGAACCAGUGACUGAGCACCUGGUGGGAAGGCAGAGCCAACCCAGGGGGAGCUCAGGUGCAUGCAAUGUCCCUGAGUGAAAAGAAGGGGUGGAACCAGGAUCCACCUCUUCCCAGACCUCAUUUAGGGGUUGGUGGUGGGAGUGGGGGUAUCACUUGCUGGAGAUUUUUACAUACCUGAAGCCUUCUAAGAGUAAGCAGAUUCUUUUCUUUGUGUCCAUAGCUGGUGUGUUUGAGCUUAUCUCAUCUGCUAUAGCCUAGGAAAUUGCUACUAUGCUAUCAUUGUUCUGUUUUCCAUUGUAUUGGUAUCACAGCUUGUGUUGUUUGGUUGUUUCUUUUAACAGCACUGAGUUAUACCAGAAAAUGCUCUAGCUCACUCUUCAUUUCAUUUAAAAAUGCAAAGAUAAAUUCAAUGUGAAGUUGUUAAAAAUUGAAACUGAUCUAUAUUGCAAGUACACAGUUAGUUUGUUUUUCUAGGCUCUGGCUGGAUUUCUUAGCCAAGCAAGCUUUGAAAGAAGGAAAUACUUGGUCUUGAAGCAAGCGUGUAUUUGUUGUAAUAGUCAUAUUUUUACUAUUAGCUUUUUUAUCAACUGUUCUUCAGUUAGGAAAUAACUCUUUUCUUGAAUGCUUAUUGUGUCUUUGCUUUCUGAGAGCCUAAGAAAGCUGUCUGUGAGUCAAGGUUCAAUUCUGAGGCUAAGGAGCAGGCAAGAGGAGUGGAUGAGGGAAAAAAAAGCCUCCUGAGGAGGCUCUGUGAUGCUGGUGUUUGCCUACAGUAAUGUAAGAGGGAGAACUACAGGACAACAAAAAUACAACUUAUUUAGGAUUAUUCUACUUUAUUUUUUUUUCCACAGAAACUUGCAGGGCGUGUAUUUUUAUAUCUUUCUGGUACUUGCACCUUUCGUAGUCUGGAAACUUAGAUGUCCAUAUCUUCUUAAUCUCUAUGUUAUGCAAAUAAGUACUUCAAAAUAACAGUGGAUAUAGGCUUUUUGCUGUUACUUCAUAUGAACCUAUUCUACCCUCCUUCCACUGUGGUCUUCUGUAUUAUCUCUUUACUCUCCUAGCCCUUUUAGACACACUGUUACUCAACCAGUACCUUGUGCCCUUCAUUUCAGUGCUGUCAUAAGUCUAACAUCAUGGAGAAAGAAGAAUGACAGGAAGCCUCACAGAGCUGUGAGGUGGUUUGAUAGGAGACUAUUCAAGAAAAACAAAUACUCUUGCAUAAAUAGUGUUGUUUUCCUUGAGACCCAAAUAAUGCGUUUCCUAUCUAUACUAUAUGUCUCUAAGUUAAGGCAUGCAUUUAGUAUCUUCUAUCUGUUGACAAAGGAUGUUCUGCACACAAUUUGCAUCUGAUAUACGUAGUUGAGAUCUAUACUGCAUGUGAGGAAAGCGAGUAAUUUUAGUAAAUUCAUGGGAAGAUCAUAUUUCUGGGAGAAAAACACAGACUAUAAAUUAUUAUAGAUGUGAUGCAGAUUGGAUUACAAAUAAAGAAACUUCAACACCUUACGUGACUCUGGUUCCUCGUCAAAGAAAGAGAAAAAAUGUUUAGAUUAUGUAGGAAGUCUUUCAAGAAAAGCAGUAUUGGGAGGUUUGUGGUACUGAAAGAGUUAUCCACCACAAUAAUUUCUAUAUUAAAAAUGCAAGACAAUCAGAAUGGUACCUAAACAUAUUUAAAACAAAUUCAACAAAUUUUAGCACUGUCAAUAAGUAGAAGGAUGCACGAAUAUGAAAGUAGAAUUACUGCGUCUCUUCUCACGAUGUAGAAUCAGGCAUCUGCAUCUAUCCUGCUGCUGCACUUGCAUUAUUUUCUUUUAGGUUGAUUAUCAUAGUUUCAUUACUGUGCUUGUGUUCUUUGUAAUGUAAUCAGGCACUGUUCAUAAAGCACCAGUACGCAAAUGAAGAUUUGCAUGGACGCAGCAAAAUGUUGUAAGAGAUUACUAGAUAGCACUGUUCAUAAAGUUGGUGGCUUUGGGCAGUUACACUGAAAAUCCUUACUAUAAAAUGGAAAACACAGUGUAACUUGGAAACUGACAUUUUCAUUUGAACAUUUUAGAAAAAUAAAAGCACACUGUGGUAACAUUAUCACUAAGAACUGGAAAAUCUUGAAUGUAUAAUCAACAGUAAAUGAUGCAUCUAAAAACUUUAA
Molecule: messenger RNA, 6086 nt
Organism: Meleagris gallopavo (turkey)
Lineage: Eukaryota; Metazoa; Chordata; Aves; Galliformes; Phasianidae
Source: RefSeq, a predicted model, not a curated record